GGGAUCAUGUCAUUUAUGAGGAUGACUCCACUCUGGAUUAUUGUUGCAUCUCUUAACAUAAUCUUUCCAGCUCAUGCUGUGGAUUUUAACCGACCAUCAUUUAUCUCGGUGAAGGCUGGAGAAUGUCUUACUCUGAACUGCACAUUUCCAGAUAUAUACAAUACACAACUUGUUGCUUGGUACAAGCAAACCUUUGGAGAGAUGCCUCAGGAGGUGGGGAGAAUUAUAGUAAACAGGGGCACCCAAAUUUCCCCAGAGUUCGACUCCUUGAGGUUUAAUGUAGAGAAAAUCAUGAAUUGCACUUCUCUGACAAUUGUACAAAUGAAGAAAUCUGAUAAAGGACUGUAUUUCUGUGGAUUAUAUACCUGGGGCAAUUUUUAUUUUUCCAGUGGAACAUUCAUAGCUGUAACAGGUAAUGAAGAUGUAAAUGUCAUGGUGUGGCAGCGCGGCGUGUCGGACUCGGUUCCUGCAGGAGCCUCAGUGACUCUGCAGUGCUCGGUUCUCUCUGAGAGCAGAGCAGCAGAACUCCAAGUGCUCUGGUUCAGAGCUGCUCCACCACAAUCCCAUCCUCAAAUCAUUUACACUCAUCACAACAGCAGCCAUCAGUGUGAGAGCGGCUCUUCUACACACACCUGUGUGUACACCUUCACCAAGAACAUCCUCAGCCUCAAUGAUACUGGAACUUACUACUGCGCUGUGGCCCUGUGUGGGAAGAUCAUAAUUGGGAACGGGACACAAGUACAGCUGGGUGUGAACACAUUCACAGAGCAACAUUUCAAGGGAUCUGAUGCUGUAGUGAUCUGCCUUGCCGUAGCGCUGACAGUGUGUGUGGUGGUGAUUUUUGCUCAUGUGAUUUUAAACUGUAAAAAACAAAAGUUGGAAAAACAUAGAGCAAAACUUCUACAAGGUGUUUUGAAAGAGCAAACAGACAAUCAGGGCCGUGAUGCUGUGGAGCUGAAUUACGCUGCACUGAGUUUCACUGAGAGGAAAACUAAAAGUGGAAGAAUAAAAAGAGGACAAGCUCAAGAUACUGUUUAUUCUGAAGUGAUUCACACUCCUGCUACUUAGAUUACCGUUAUUAUUAUAUUAUAUUAUAUUAUAUUAUAUUAUAUUAUAUUAUAUUAUAUUAUAUUAUAUUAUUAUAAUUGUCUGCUCAAUGUUUAAGACAAAUCAGUGUAAAAAUAUUUCACUGACAUAAUCUAUUCUCUCCAGUGCUGAGAAAUCAUAUGUUACAGGCCUGACUUGCUUGAAAAUGUUAUGAAGGAAAUGUUGAGUAGCAAUUAUAAACUGAAUCUAUAAUAGCAUAAUAAUGUCUGAAUGUACUUUUUAAACCUAUGUACAGUUAUAAAGUCAAAAAUGGUGUGGUUUGUUUAUUUACGAGCUCGUAUAACACUUUUGUUGUUUUUCUUGGGCAACAUCUGAUCAUUCUUAGUGUGGAUUUCCAUGAGCAUGUUGUAAUAGUUCAAUCUACAGGUUAUAAAGCAUGU
Molecule: messenger RNA, 1487 nt
Organism: Hemibagrus wyckioides
Lineage: Eukaryota; Metazoa; Chordata; Actinopteri; Siluriformes; Bagridae
Exons: 6
Coding region: 7-1068 (353 amino acids)
Biological process (GO): response to bacterium
Source: RefSeq, a predicted model, not a curated record